AUGAUGCCCUUCAAUCGAACAUUGAGUUCCGAGGAGCUGCAAGAGUUAAAUAAAUGGAUGUCCAAUUUGCAGAUAAAGCUCGACAAUCGCACCCGUCGCGAGCUCUCGGAUGUCGUGAACGUUGCUCAAAUAAUUAAGAAUUUCAAUUCGAAGCUGGUCGACAUGUGCUGUUACAAGUCGCACAGCAGCCUGGCCUUAAAGCUAGAAAACUGGGAGAUCUUUAACCACAAAGUGCUUCGUAAAUUGGGUCUGAAAUUGUCCCAUAACGACUUGACGCAGCUUGCCUCGGGCAGUCUGGCUGCAUUGAAGUGCCUGCUCUAUUAUUUAAUGACCUGGAAUCGAGAUGGACUAUCGCCAGUGAGUCCAUCCAAGAGGAUCUCAUCGACAGGGGGCAAGAAGAAAACCUCCGAGAGUUUAUCUGGUAGCACGGAGCUCGCUGCCGAGCAGAAAUCAAAUGAAAACGUUCACCUGGAUAUGCCAGAAGUUGGAAUGAGCGUGCCGUAUGCUAAAUAUAAGCAAGUGAUCCAGGAGAAUUACAAGAAGAAAAGAUACCUGAGCUCAAUAAGCCACAAGGCCAAGUAUCUGGAAAGCCUUAUGAUGGUAAAGGAGGACCGUAUCAAUUUUCUUUUGGAACGCAUCGCCGCUCUUGCCGCACUAGCAGAUCAUAAUGCUAAAAAUUGUAGUCAGGCCGAUUAG
This is a messenger RNA of Drosophila arizonae, 696 nucleotides long. RefSeq lists its product as uncharacterized. Lineage: Eukaryota; Metazoa; Arthropoda; Insecta; Diptera; Drosophilidae. Gene Ontology annotation, molecular function: microtubule binding. Gene Ontology annotation, cellular component: axoneme. Gene Ontology annotation, biological process: regulation of cytoskeleton organization. The record is from RefSeq and is a predicted model, not a curated record.